UCGCGAGAUUGUCGCUUGUUGUCCACUGUGUGUCUGUCCUCCGCCGAAAGGAAAACAAUUAUUCGCAUCUCUGUGGGAAAAAUUGAUUGCUGAGUUGUGACUGGCAAGGAAAAAGCAGGAGCCACUUCUCGGUGGUUGCCUAAGCCCUGACAUCCAAGUGCAAAGACAGUGAACGAUGGUCGACUAUUACAAAGUACUGGAGGUGCAGCGGACCGCCUCGAGCGGAGACAUCAAAAAGGCAUACAGGAAAUUGGCACUGAAAUGGCACCCGGACAAGAACCCCGAAAAUCUAGACGAAGCAAACAAAAGAUUCAAAGAGAUCUCUGAAGCGUAUGAAGUUCUAAUAGACGAUGCGAAGAGACGAACCUACGACCAACGAUUGUAUCAGAAGGCGUCCUCGAGGCCCGGCCGUGGAUUCACCUACCGGAGUUACUUUGACUCUCCUUUCCAGCGAUAUUUCGAGAAGAAAAGGCGAGUCUACGAUCAGUAUGGAAAGGAGGGACUUCAAAUGUCUGGCGGCAAACGGCGACACGAGGAUGACAUUGGUACAUACUUCACCGGUACCUUCGUCUUCAGAGAUCCUGAGGAAGUAUUCAGGGAAUUCUUUGGCGAUACUUCUUUCGAGAACUUGUUCUCUAGCCUCACUGGAACUGGUGUAGGUCGACCGUUCAAUAGGUAUAGUCGUCCGAGCAGUAACAGCAUAAGCACGUCCUCCCAUUUGAACAACUUGUUUGAAGGUUUAUCAGGAAACUUCACCUCGUUCAACACGUUCACGACCAUCGAUGGUAAUAAUGGUGGUGGAUCGGUGAAGAGAACAAGUACCUCGACUCGAUUUAUCAACGGCAAAAAGAUCACCACCAAAAAAGUGUUUGAGAAUGGCAAGGAAACGAUAAUGUCGUACGAGAACGAUGUGCUGAAGUCGAAGACGGUGAACGGCGUGCCACAAUCAAUAACGUUUGACGAGUCAUCGACGAGUCGCCAGCUGACAGACAGCGAUAUCGCGAUGGCUGGCCAGAACUUGAGAACAGUCCAUGGUGACCAUCAGAAGGCUAGCAGAAUAAAGACGCACCAUCAUCCACCUCUCACUAAGAAGCACGAUAAGAGUAAGAGAAAAUAGAGGCAACUCUUGCAGCUUUCUCUCAUUCAUUUCUUUUACGUUCUCUUUAUUCUUUGGUCUCUUCGUUAUUUUGGAUCAGACACACGCAUACAUACAUACAUACAUGUACCAUUAACGAACCAGAUGUAAAUUUUGUCUUUUCUCCCCGAUACGUUGUUCUUUUGCUAUUCGAAUUCGAUCGGGAUCAAAGUUGACGGGUUAGCUUUCACUGACUACGUCUGUUUGAUUUCAAACUAGAAAUAAAUUUUUUGCAAAGUAGUCUGUUGUAAGAUUUUGCAUCAAAUAUGGCAUAAUAUACCGUACUUUUAUUUUUAACUCACGAUCGAAAGAGAAAACAAGGCUCAUCUUUCUGCGGAUAAUAGAGAAAGUUUAAUUUUUACACGUUCUCUUGCGUUUUAUAGAUAGCGCGUCAUUUUAAGUUUGAAAAUCUGGCGUGUUACGUUUAAUAAUUAUACGGUAAGUUUCGCUUAUCUUUAGUUUCUUAGCGGAUUAUAAUUCAUGAUAUCUUGUAAGUUAUAAUUAAUUAGGUUUUUACUCGUAUGUAAGUCGCGAGAACUUGAAAAGAAAAAAAAAAGAAAUGCUACGACUGAUUUUAACGAAUUUAACGUGCGAUUCACUCUAAUUAAAUAUAUAUUAUAAACCUCGUGCGGAUAAGACACACGUGGAUGUGUUUCACGCAUUGCUAUACAUAAUUCAUGAUAUAAAUUUAUUUAGGGACAUGUUUAACAUACAGCCAUAACCAUUAACCUCAAAGGAUAAAAUUGUAUUACGACCACGUUUAACUGUUCUUUAUUAUUUAUGAUUAUGGAUCUUUCUUUUUUUUUCCCUUUCAAAAUAUUCGCGUUGAAAAAUAAUAUGUUCCUCUUGGUCCGAACUGUAAAAGGGAUUAGAUUUUUCUGUUGCAGGAAUGUCAUCCCCUAAAACAAUUUUAAGUGUCGUAAUCCUAUUUGUUUCUCUUAGUUUGUUUCUUGCGUACGUGUAUAUAAUGAUAAGGAAGAAAUGUCAAACUUACGUGGAGAAAUACAUUAAUUAAUAUACUAUGAUA
This is a messenger RNA of Megachile rotundata (alfalfa leafcutting bee), 2162 nucleotides long. RefSeq names its product DnaJ heat shock protein family (Hsp40) member B6 mrj. Lineage: Eukaryota; Metazoa; Arthropoda; Insecta; Hymenoptera; Megachilidae. Gene Ontology annotation, molecular function: Hsp70 protein binding. The record is from RefSeq and is a predicted model, not a curated record.